UUUGCUGAAGCCAUUUAUUUCAAUUUCACUCCGCGCGUGGUCAAUAGAGGGCUCAGUGCGUCCACCAGCGACACACUCGCGAAGAGAAGCGGCGGCGCCGGUGAGCCAAUGGGCGCGCGCCGCUUGCUUUCCUCCUCGCCCCCCUUUCUCCGGCGGCGGCGAAGCCGAGUUGGGCCGCGCGCGCCCCGGAACACGGCAUUCGCUUUCCUGACUCGCUCCGAAGCAGCAGCAACAGCCGAAAUGUCUGGACGUGGCAAGGGCGGCAAGGGGCUCGGCAAGGGUGGCGCCAAGCGUCAUCGCAAGGUCUUGCGUGACAACAUCCAGGGCAUCACCAAGCCUGCCAUCCGUCGUCUCGCUCGCCGUGGUGGUGUCAAGCGCAUCUCUGGCCUGAUCUACGAGGAGACGCGCGGUGUCCUCAAGGUGUUCCUCGAGAACGUGAUCCGGGAUGCCGUCACCUACACUGAGCACGCCAAGCGCAAGACCGUCACAGCCAUGGACGUCGUGUACGCUCUGAAGCGCCAGGGCCGCACCCUCUACGGUUUCGGAGGCUAAGCAGCUGCACACGU
Messenger RNA from Dermacentor silvarum, 566 nucleotides. Its product is annotated as histone H4. Lineage: Eukaryota; Metazoa; Arthropoda; Arachnida; Ixodida; Ixodidae. Gene Ontology annotation, biological process: nucleosome assembly. Gene Ontology annotation, molecular function: structural constituent of chromatin; DNA binding; protein heterodimerization activity. The record is from RefSeq and is a predicted model, not a curated record. The coding region runs from base 109 to 552 and encodes 147 amino acids. Gene Ontology annotation, cellular component: nucleosome. The transcript has a single exon.